This is a messenger RNA of Coregonus sp. 'balchen', 41788 nucleotides long. The record is from the annotation of a GenBank genome assembly. Lineage: Eukaryota; Metazoa; Chordata; Actinopteri; Salmoniformes; Salmonidae.
AUGUCUGUGCGCCUGGCUGGGGAGGACAUCCAGACGGAGGGUGAUAGUGGAAGUAGUGGACUGCUCAAUGAUGACUCUGUCAACGGAGGGAAGCUCUCCCCAUCCCCUGAGCCUUGCCAGGGGCAGGAGGGCACUGGGGCUGGGGGCACCGGAGAGGGCACGGAGGGCACUGGGACUGGGAGCACCGGAGAGGGCACGGAGGCAGAGGAGAGCGCCACACAGGACUCACAGGUAACUGACCUCCACGGGACUUUGGUUGCGUCCCAAUAAUCUCUCCUUUCACCCGAAUUGAGGACUUGUUCACUUCCCUUCAUGGAUUUUAAAUGGAAAUGACUGGUGUUUGGGACCUCCCUAGUCCACGCCAACACCAAUCCAAUGCUUUUACAUUGGUGGGGGGUAGUGAACGAGUACACACUUCAGGAGGAAGGAGAGAUUAUUGGGACGCACCCUUUUGCCUCCUCUGCACUGCACUUCUAGGGUUGCAAUUUCCAGAAAAGCUUUUUAAGGAAUAACCUACUACGCUACAGAAUAAAAUGUCUGUGAAUUUACAACAUAUUCAGACAUUUAUAUUGUAAUGACAAAGUAUAUAUAUUUUUCUGACGUGCUCAAAAUAAACAGUGAGACGUCUUUUUCAGCUCUGAACCUCCUCUCCCAUCUUGCAUUGCACAGUUGCUUACGGCCACGAUGCGCAUGCACUGCAAGCCUGUGAACGGAGUGUAGUGGGGAUGGGUUGGCAGAGUUGGAUGAUGUUAUGGUUGAGACAAAUUGCCCCUUUUAGUGAAUUACUGUCAUUGACACUAUAGUGUUGAGCGAUAAGUGCUUUGAGUUCGGUUUCGGUUCGAUUAUUACAAAAUCACGGUUUUCGAUUAUUAUUAUUUUUUAAAUGCAUUAUAUAUAUUUUAUAGCUUCCUUCAGCCAUCGCCUGCCUUUUUCCUGACACUGACAGUGGGUUGAAUGCUGUAACAACACAGAAUAAAACAAUAAAUAAGAGGUCAAUGAUGGCUGUGAAUGCCCAUUACGGCUCAUCACUUAUUAACCGUAAUGUAUUCACAUUACUUAAAUAACUUUGAUAAAAUAUUUCAGUUGUGUAUAUUACUUAUUUUUUAUUUGAUUACUUUUAUUAUUUUUCAUACCUUUUCAUACCUUCAAGCAGUAGUAGCCAGCCAGCCGGACAACCAUCUAAAGUUCUCUGUGCUCCCCAUUGAACGAGUCAUCCUAUUUAGCUAGGCUUCAAAGUAAAUAAGGCAUACUUUCAAGACUGCUUAUUACUAACUACUACAACUAUCAACCGGGUAGAGCUACCUCACCAACUGGCUAUAUCCCCCUCGUUGUUGUGUGGUCAUUCCUCUCUCAUGCGGUCUCAUAUGGUGUGUAUCCACCUCUGUCCGUGGCCCGGAAAGAAUGGGCGCAAUGGAUUAUGGUCAUUGUAGUUCAUUACCACGUUUCUGCGCUAAAACUAGGUUGAAUAGUUGCCUAAUGAAAACUACAACUUCCAAUCAGCCCACCGUCCCACAUAGUUCUUGACUUAUGCCGCGUUCAAAUACUUGUCGGAACUAGGAAACUCUAACAUUUCCGAUGUGCUAACUGGUUGUAGCUAUACAAGCAUUAAGCAAGUCAGAAAUGUCAGAGUUCCGACUAGCUUUGAUUUCUCCUUAGAGAAAUGGCACUUUGAGCUCACAAAAAAAAAACGAAAUGGGUUCGAGGAAUUUAAUCGACGUCGGUCAGCUAGUUUAAUAACCUAAACAAACGUUUUUCGCUUAGCACUAUACACAUUUUAUAAGCAAAUUGCAUGUUCUCUUCGUGCCUUGCUUGAAUAUUGAAUUUGAAGCAGGGUUAUCUAUCUAGCUAGAUUCACUGUAGUUAGCUGCUUCUAGUCCAAGCUACCUGCUUCGGCUGGUUGGCUAGCUAGCGACGUUGCUGUUACCAGUCAAGUGCUUCAAACUAGUUAGCUAGCAAGUUGGACUGCAUAACAACAUAUUACAUGACAUAUCGUCGUCGUUGGCCUGCAAGAGUAGCUAGCUUUGUUUCUGCUUGCUCAAUGCAGGCAGCUGACGAGUAGUGCUGGCUUGUGCCAGCUAGCGGCAUAGCCAGCCAUGGUUAGCUAGCCACAUGGUCCAGCCGAAGGUAGCUAGCAAGCUAGCAGGUAGCUAGCUAGUUUGUUGAAACUAUGAAAUAUAGCUAGCUAUGCUUCUAGCAUCGAACUAAUUACACAUGAUCUACAUCUUAACAGGUUUCAGUAGACAUUUCAUGUGUAGGCGGGUUGAAUGAGUGCAGCUGCUGCUGGCUACUGUAGCUACUAUAUUCAUCAUGAUUUCUAAUGACAUGACUCAGUUGUUACUUAGUCGUUAAAUCGGUUUGUUCAAGAUUUAGACGCCUGAAAGGAAGGUUAGAUAGCUACUAUCCAACCACAGUCUAGGCUGACAACAGCUGGACAGUGGCCCUGCCCAGAGGGUUUUGAGUAGAAAGGAUACAGAUUUUGUCAGCAGGUUGGGAGAAUUAGGGAAAGGUUAGGAAAAGGGUUAGCUCAAAUGCCAAAAUAAAUAGACUUUUGGCGUAAAUUUGACAAAAGCUGUAUUCUUUCUAGCCAUGACCUGCCCAGAGAGAGAUUUCAAGUUGUAAUGUCACAUGCACAAGUACAGUGAAAUGCCUUUCUUGCAAACUCAAAACCCAACAAUGCAAUAAUCAAUAACAAUGUAUUACUGGAAACCCCCUCACAAGAAAGAAGAAUAGUAAAUAUGAAAUACACAUUUAAUUAAGUAAGCAUACUAUAUACAGAAAUAUUUAAAGAGUCAGAUCCAAUACCAUAUUUACAUGUUCAGGGACACUGGAGUGAUUGAGGUAGAUAUGUAUAGGGGUAAGGUGACUAUAUACAGGGUCGGUUCAAUACCAUAUUUACAUGUGCAGGGAUACUGGAGUGAUGGAGGUAGAUAUGUAUAGGGGUAAGGGAGCUAGGCCACAGGAUAUAAGAUAAACAGAGUAGCAGCAGCUUGCAUGUGAGUGGGUGUGCGGGUGUGUAGAGUCAGUAUAAAUGUAUGUGCUACUCUGAGCAAAUGAUGGAGUGUGUGUUGGAGUGACAGUGUGUGUGAGUGUGUAGGGCCCUGUGAGUGUGCAUAGAGACACUGCAAAUAUUGAAAUAAAAGGUCAAUAAAGAUACAAGGUUAACUCAGAUAGUCCAUGUAGCUAUUUUGUUAGCUAUUUAUCAGUCUUAUUGCUUGGGGAUAGAAGCUGUUCAAGAGCCUGUUGGUGUCAGACUUGAUGCACCGGGUACCGGUUGCCGUGCGGAAGCAGAGAGAAUAGUCUAUGGCUUGGGUGGUUGGAGUCUUUGACGAUUCUCCGGGCCUUCUUUUCACACCGCCUGAUAUAGAUGUCCUGGAUGGCAGGGAGCUCGGCCCCAGUGAUGUACUGGGCUGUCCGCACCACCCUCUGUAGCGUCAUGCGAUCGAGGGUGGUGCUAUUGCCAUACCAAGCAUCGAUGCAGGCCAGUCAAUAUGCUCUCAGUGGUACAGCUGUAUAACCUUUUCAGGAUUAGAGGGCCCAUGCCAAACCUUUUCAAUCUCCUGUGGGGGAAGAGGCCCUGUCGCGCCUGUUUCACGACUGUGCAUUGCAUUGUGGGUUUGUAGUCAACUACAGUAUAGGAAGUGGAAUAGUCUCUGUUUCCACAGCACCCACAGUUUCUCCCUAUAUUAACAACGAAAUGAAACAUUUGUUCACUAAAAUAUGGUUUUCCACAUAUUUAUUUAAAAUGGUAAAUUGUAAAUAGUUUUGAGUGUAGCUAGUAUUCCUAGUAUUACCAAAUGUUCUCCCCUUGCAGAGGCGUGUUCAGAACCACGGCCAUGGGAGGAAAAGGGCCAGGGUAAGGAUGGUAUUAUCCUGUCUGUUGUGUUGAUGUUGUUGUGUAAGUUUCCAUAUCAUGAUCCUAAUCCUGGGAUUAAAGUCCACCCGUUAGAUAAAGGGUCAUACUGGCAGUACUAGACCCAGAGUUCGCUAAUCCUAGUGAGUAGGUUAGAUAGACCAGGAAAAGUCUCAGAGGUGAGGCCUGCUCACACACAACCUAUUACCUAGUGGAUUUAUGGAAGUCAGCUUUCGUGGUAAUGGGACAAUGCGUGUUCUCUUCCCUCACAUCAUUUUUUGGGGUUCACACACACGCGCACGCACGCACACACACACACCACCCUCUCUGUGCAUCUGGGUUAGGUCUUUGCAGCAAACCCCGUCUCCCUCUCUGUCUGUUUGUGAUGACCUCAUUUCUAGUGUAGGCUACAUCUACUCUUACACUAGAUAGGGACAAUGCCAAGUGGGUUAGUCCCCUCCACCAAGUGGGUUAGUCCCCUCCACCAAGUGAAAUUCCCCUCCACCAAGUGAAAUUCAUUAUGAAGUCUACACAUGUUGAAUUUUUAAAAAAUGUUUACUUUAACUUAUCUCAAACCAAUUAACUUGUAGCCUCUUUCCACCAUGACCUCAUGUAUUGUAAAAUGGUGCUCGUAUUUGACCAGCUAUUUCUUAGAAGUAGGACCAGAGUUAUAUAGCCUAGGUUCUUCAAUGUGGUGUGUGUGUGUCUGGGUUUAAAUAUUCUAGGUUUUUACUUAGUUGCUUGCUUCGAUGUGGUGUGUGUCUCUGUGUGUGUCUCUGUGUGUUUCAGUCUAAUGCCAAGCUAAAGCUCUUCAUAUGCAUGAUGCAUGCAGAUUGUAUUUUCUCACGUCAGUUAACUUUUAAGCUUCUUUACUCUAUUUUUAACGUUUGUUGUCAAAUAUUGAUAGUGUGCAAUGAGUUUGAUCUGUUAUCGAUUGACCGAAGAGCUAUAAGUUACUCCACUGUGUUUGUGUGUGUGUCUGUGUCUCACUAACCUAUGUGUGUAGUCCGCUGCUUCACUGUGGUGUGUGUGUGUGUGUGUGUGUGUGUUUCAGUCCAAUGCCAAACUGAAGCUGGUGAGGAGCCUGGCGGUGUGUGAGGAGUCAUCGGGUCCGUUCUGUACCGACGGACCUCCAGACAUUAUCCAGCUCCACGUCAGCUGUCCCUCCGACAAGGAGGAGGAGAAGUCGUCCAAGGAUCAGCGUGAGAAUGAGAACAAGCGUAAGAUGCUGUCACGAGGUAAGAUGUCUCUGGGGAAAAAAUGCUAAAGAGGAUUCAUUAGAGUAGCAGAGAGGGGCAGACGCAGCUGAAAACGGACAGAUGUCUGCAUCAUGGUGUGUGUCAGUAACAGUUGAAAACGAUCCUCCUUUCAUAUUUGUUCAGAAACAACACAGCCUUUCUGCUGCUGACGAAAAAAGUUGAAAUGAAAACUAUCCUUCACAAGUGUGUGUUCAGAUACAACACACACCCUCUCUGACCCCUAUGACCGACGCUGUGUGUGUGUGUGUGUGGAUGCUCCUGAGUGCAUGCCUGUGUUUUGCAGAUUGUGUGUGUGGUGUCAUUUUUGGAGCUAUGUUAAGCAUCCUGUCUUCUGUCUCUGCUUUCCGCCAGACUCUAGCCAGGAGUACACAGACUCCACCGGCAUCGACGUGCACGACUUCCUGGUCAACACACUGAAAAACAAUCCUAGGUAAUACACACACUGAAAAACAACCCCAGGUAAUACACACACACUGAAAAACAACCCCAGGUAAUAUACACACACUGAAAAACAACCCCAGGUAAUAUACAUAUAUGUGGUCCUCUGUAGGGAGAGAUAUGUGGUCCUCUGUAGCUCCUCUGUAGCUCAGCUGGUAGAGCACGGCGCUUGUAACGCCAAGGUAGUGGGUUCGAUCCCCGGGACCACCCAUACACAAAAAAAUGUAUGCACGCGUGACUGUGAGUCGCUUUGGAUAAAAGCGUCUGCUAAAUGGCAUAUUAUUAUUAUAUUAUUAUACACACACUGAAAAACAACCCCAGGUAAUAUACACACACUGAAAAACAACCCCAGGUAAUACACACACACUGAAAAACAACCCCAGGUAUGGCAGUGGAGCCUUAUCGAUAUCCUAUCACAGCAACAGCACUCAACGGCAUCUAGAUGUAGUCUGGCCAUCUGAGCCUGUGGGUCCCUCCAGUAAUGGAAAUGGAUUGAGAAACUCUAAGGGCAGAAUCUUAACUUUAGAUGCGCAUCGGGAUUCAUCUUUUUGUACACAUUUCUCAUUUAGCUACAUCAAUGCAUGAUUGACAUGGUAGUCCAUGCUAAGCACAAAUAUUUCAAGUUAGGAUUGGGCUCUAAGCUAAUUUAACUAGCUACCCUAACCCUGUGGUGGUCUGGACUGUGUACAUUAGCUGCCAAUCCUCUCUGUGAGGACGGAUUGGGAAAGUAUUCACUGGUGAAUGGAGCCUAUGAUCUUUAGUAUGAGCAGUUGGCACUCCGAUUGCACUCUGUCCUCACACAGUCUCUCUCUCAUCCCCCCCCCCCCCCCCCCCCCCCCCCCCCCCUCCUCUCUAUCACUAUCUCUCUCUCUCCCCCCCUCCUCUCUCUAUUUCUCUCCCUCCUCUCUCUCUCCCCCUCCUCUCUCUAUUUCUCUCCCUCCUCUCUCUUUCUCUCCCUCCUCUCUCUAUUUCUCUGUCUCCAACAGGGAUCGAAUGAUGCUGCUGAAACUAGAACAAGAUAUCCUGGAGUUCAUUAAUGACGAUAAGUGAGUGAGAAAUUGCACCCUAUUCCCUAUAUAGUGCACUACUUUUGAUCAGGCUCUAGUCAAAAGUAGUGCCCUAUAUAGGGAAUAGGGUGCCAUUUGGGACGUAUCCACAUUCUGUACUGCUACUUUACUCCGGUAUAUCAUUUAUAUAAUUGUAACUUUCUAUGUCCUUCACAGUAUAUUUAUAGAUAGCCGAUUGUAAUGGGAUAAAUAUGGGGAUUGUACUGUAGUUGGUAUAUCAGUAUGGUAUAUUUGGCUGCCUGGGACUCUGUCCACCUGUCGAUGGGAUGGUAUCAUUACUCUCAUCUGAAGUUUAUUUUGUUGUAUUUCAAAUGUAAAUCAGUCCCGUCUCUUAACAGUUUCAUCUUGUUUUAGAAAAGGGUAAUAGUCCACAUCUAAGAAAGAUGUGCAGAGACACUGUACUACCACUCAAGUAUCAUCACUAGACUGACACAUUGGUUAAUCUCCAUGUUCUCCCCUCCAGGAACCAGUACAUGUUGUUUAGUCUCCAUGUUUUACCAUCCAGUAACCAGUACAUGUUGUUUAAUCUCCAUGUUCUUCCCUCCAGUAACCAGUACAUGAUGGUUAAUCUCCACCUUCUCCCCUCCAGUAACCAGUACAUGAUUGUUAAUCUCCACAUUCUCCCCUCCAGUAACCAGUACAUGUUGUUUAGUCUCCAUGUUCUCCCCUCCAGUAACCAGUACAUGUUGUUUAGUCUCCAUGUUCUCCCCCCCAGUAACCAGUACAUGAUGGUUAAUCUCCACGUUCUCCCCUCCAGUAACCAGUACAUGUUGUUUAGUCUCCAUGUUCUCCCCCCCAGUAACCAGUACAUGUUGUUUAGUCUCCACGUUCUCCCCUCCAGUAACCAGUACAUGUUGUUUAGUCUCCAUGUUCUCCCCUCCAGUAACCAGUACAUGAUGGUUAAUCUCCACGUUCUCCCCUCCAGUAACCAGUACAAGUUGUUUAGUCUCCAUGUUCUCCCCUCCAGUAACCAGUACAUGUUGUUUAGUCUCCACAUUCUCCCCUCCAGUAACCAGUACAUGUUGUUUAGUCUCCAUGUUCUCCCCUCCAGUAACCAGUACAUGUUGUUUAGUCUCCAUGUUCUCCCCUCCAGUAACCAGUACAUGAUGGUUAAUCUCCACGUUCUCCCCUCCAGUAACCAGUACAAGAAGUUUCCCCAGAUGACGUCGUACCACCGCAUGCUGCUUCACCGUGUAGCAGCCUACUUUGGAAUGGACCACAACGUAGACCAGACUGGCAAGGCAGUCAUCAUCAACAAGACUGGCAACACACGCAUGUGAGUGGGAGACUGGUAUAACUUAGAAGGCAAUGAAACACGUUUUCAACAGUAGAACUUCCAUUGCCCUACCUAGUGUUGCACGGUACACCGGUACCACAGUAAUAUCAUGGUACCAAAACGUCAUGAUACUUAUGAUACCGACAAAUUAGAAUACCGUAGCACCGUUUCAUAUGAUACUACCAAAUUGUUCAGGCCUAUCGAUCCAAAGAGCCUAAUGUAAGCCUAAACUAUACCAAACAUCUAUUUCUGCUGCUCCUUACAUUGUCUUUGGUGCUUAACGUUUUAAAAGUUGGGAGCAGUGUGUGUGUGUGUGUGUGUGUGUGUGGUAGGCCUUUGCAAAUAUGAGCAAAUCAGCCAUUCUAUGCAGUAUUCUAUUAUACACUGAACCGUGUGAAGUUAAAUUCAAUGUGUUGUAUUGAGUAGAAGUGUGAAUUUCAGUAACAGGUUUUUGCGUAGCACAUGCGCAGAACAUUUUAGAAAACGGGAACAAGCAUCCAGGGGAUGGGGCGAACAGGACGCUAGGCAACACAUUCCCAAACCCCCCCCCGGUAUCGCGAUACUACUUGGUAUCGUGAUACUUGGCCUGGUAUCGUAUCGUUAGUAAAAUGUUGGUAUCGUGACAACACUAGUCCUACCAAGAGUUUCUGAAUUGGUUUCGUCUUCAGCCCAGAGCAAAAGUUCUCAGAGCACAUCAAGGAUGAGAGGAACAUGGACUUCCAGAAGAAGUUUAUCCUCAAGAGAGACGACGCCAGUAUGGACAAGGACGAUAAUCAGGUGAUUAGUCACUUUCUUUUAUUCUUCACUGUUGCUUUUUAUUACUUAAAUACUUAACAGUUAAUAUAAGUUAAUUACACUUAAGUGUAAUAAUUAAAUACUUAACAGUUCUGAUUAGCACAGAUUCUUCAUACAUGUUAUCUAUAGCUGUCUUUAGCGUUGUAGGUCUUUGUAGAACACGAGGAUACGAUUAUAUGAGAAGGCUGAAUAUAAUUUAUCCUGUUGACUAUUAUCUGAGUAUUAAUAACGGGCCAUUGUUGUAUAAAUCUCUCGCGCAAUAUUUUAAUUUACACGUCUUCUUCGUGAGAAGAUGCUCUGAAUAGUAUUCGGUGAAUACCACUUCUGUCCAAUGAUGUUGCUGAUCGUUAUCCCUUCUUCCUCUUGUCCAAUCGCAGAUCCGCGUGCCGCUGUCGGACGGACGGCGCAGCAAAUCAAUAGAGGAGAGGGAGGAGGAGUAUCAGAGAGUACGAGACCGGAUCUUUGCCCGAGAAGUAAGUGGUGGAGGAUAGGAGUUGCCCUUAGGCACAGAUCUAGGAUCAGUUUACCCUCACCAAAUCCUAACAUUAAGCGUUGUGGGUGUAACAUACACAACUGACCUAAGUUCAGUGUCUAAGGGCAACUCCGGUCAGGCUCAACAGUGAGGACGGGGAUGUACAGUUGUACUUAACUUGUCUUCCACUGUCUGUUCUACUAACCAUUCCUCCUCCUGUCUGUUCUGCUAACCAUUCCUCUUCCUGUCUGUUCUGCUAACCAUUCCUCCUCCUGUCUGUUCUACUAACCAUUCCUCCUCCUGUCUGUUCUGCUAACCAUUCCUCCCACUGUUUUAACCAAAAGUUAAUUUUAAUAACAUAAUGGUGGAAUAGCAUAAGAAGGCAGAGGUAAUAAAGUGAAGUCCAUAUUCUUGGAGGUCAUGAGUGAACUUUGGUUAACUUUGGCUAAUACAGUACUUGACAAAAUAUGACACGAGUCAGUGUUCACUGUCCAGGCAGUUAUCGUAAAUGAGAAUAUGUUCUCAAUAAUCUACUUGGUCAAAUGAAAGCUAUUAAAUAAAUGUAGGAUCGACAAGCUACAGCUGCUAAUUUCCAGGUGUCUUUUCCUUUUCAGGCCUCUCAAAAUGGAUACAUCAACGACAACAGGUGAGCUCAAGUAGCACACGCUAACAGUACGCGUCACAGUCGAGAGCUUCACGUGUGACCUUGUAAAGGGGACCAUAGAGUACGGAGUUAGUCCCCAGCCAGUGUAGUCCCUUAGGUGGGUAGGAGAGGCAGUCGGGGCGGCCUGGUCACAGCAAGGCCCCCUAACCCUGUUCCAAACCCUCUGGCACCAUCAAAUUAGGCCACUGAGUUAUAUUGAGGUGUUUUUCAAGAGAUCUAAUAAUGGCAAUAUAAUAAUUCUGGCAAUAUAUCAUACGUUUCAAGCACCAGGGUUAGGGUUUGCGGAGUUUGAAUGUGGGGUGAACUGAGAAUAGUUUUCCACAUGUAGUCCAAAGCACAACAAAAGUACAUCUUUCAACCGCCCUCCCUUUCUGAUAGAGAUGAACGGUUAUUAAACAGAUGUGUUGAGAUGCUAAAAGAAGUAGAGGAACCUUUGUUCCUUGUUUUAUACUGCGUGUGCAUGAUCUUUUCUGGGCUGGGGGUUGGAUACAGUGCAACACUGUUACAGCUGGUCCCAAAUCGCUCCCUGUCCCCCCUCAGUGUUGGCGUGUCUGAAGGUCUGGACAGGUUUAAGCUGUGUAGUGGUAAAGCUUUCACCAUAUUGCUUCCAUCUUCCAGAUCUGCAAACAUUGAAGGGUAAGGGCCAAGGGGAGGGGUAGGGAAUGAAUUGGGAAUGUCUGAUCCAAAACCUACCUGGCCCCCUCUCCUAUACCCACCCAGUAACCCCCGGCCUCCCUUCUCUCCCUCCACUGUCCCCCAACAGACUUUCCCCUGAAGGCUACUCCUCUAGCUCUCAAAAGAGGAGGCAGAUCUUUAGGUACUGACCACAUCCGGGUGACGUGUGACUCUAGCAGUCUGUGAUUGUGUUGCCAUGUCCUUCUACCCUCUAUCUAGUGGUGAUUUGAUAUGACUGACUGACUGGCUGUGUCUGAAAUGGCACCUUGUGCCCUACGUAGUGCAUUUAGGGGAUUGGGUGCCAUUUCAGACGUAGCCAGUGAAUGUGGGUGUUCUUGCUUGGCGUGGGUUCUGUGGGUUGGCUCAGUGGCACUGUGAGGUCCAACACUUAUUGCAUGGCUGCUUUGUGGUUCUUCUGGGACUGGUUACAACUUAUUAUCCGCCGUCUUCAUCUCUGUUUCUGUUGAUUUGGUGGUUGUUGAUCUGGUUUUGUAACCCCGUCUUCAUCUCUGUUUCUGUUGAUUUUGGUGGUUGUUGAUCUGGUUUUGUAACCCCGUCUUCAUCUCUGUUUCUGUUGAUUUUGGUGGUUGUUGAUCUGGUUUUGUAACCCCGUCUUCAUCUCUGUUUCUGUUGAUUUGGUGGUUGUUGAUCUGGUUUUGUAACCCCGUCUUCAUCUCUGUUGAUUUUGGUGGUUGUUGAUCUGGUUUUGUAACCCCGUCUUCAUCUCUGUUUCUGUUGAUUUGGUGGUUGUUGAUCUGGUUUUGUAACCCCGUCUUCAUCUCUGUUUCUGUUGAUUUGGUGGUUGUUGAUCUGGUUUUGUAACCCCGUCUUCAUCUCUGUUUCUGUUGAUUUGGUGGUUGUUGAUCUGGUUUUGUAACCCCGUCUUCAUCUCUGUUUCUGUUGAUUUGGUGGUUGUUGAUCUGGUUUUGUAACCCCGUCUUCAUCUCUGUUUCUGUUGAUUUGGUGGUUGUUGAUCUGGUUUUGUAACCCCGUCUUCAUCUCUGUUUCUGUUGAUUUGGUGGUUGUUGAUCUGGUUUUGUAACCCAGUCUUCAUCUCUGUUUCUGUUGAUUUGGUGGUUGUUGAUCUGGUUUUGUAACCCCGUCUUCAUCUCUGUUUCUGUUGAUUUGGUGGUUGUUGAUCUGGUUUUGUAACUCCGUCUUCAUCUCUGUUUCUGUUGAUUUGGUGGUUGUUGAUCUGGUUUUGUAACCCCGUCUUCAUCUCUGUUUCUGUUGAUUUGGUGGUUGUUGAUCUGGUUUUGUAACCCCGUCUUCAUCUCUGUUUCUGUUGAUUUGGUGGUUGUUGAUCUGGUUUUGUAACCCCGUCUUCAUCUCUGUUUCUGUUGAUUUGGUGGUUGUUGAUCUGGUUUUGUAACCCCGUCUUCAUCUCUGUUUCUGUUGAUUUGGUGGUUGUUGAUCUGGUUUUGUAACCCCGUCUUCAUCUUUGCUCUACUACUUGUACAGUAGCUGUGUCUCUAUUACUACUGUCUGUGGUAUCCUGAGGAUAGAUCUACUACUACUGUCUUGGAUCCUGAAGAUAGAUCUACUACCCCUGUCUGUGGUAUCCUGAAGAUAUAUCUACUACUACUGUCUGUGAUAUCCGGAGGAUAGAUCUACUACUACUGUCUGGUAUCCUGAAGAUAGAUCUAUUACUACUGUCUGUGGUAUCCUGAAGAUAGAUCUACUACCCCUGUCUGUGGUAUCCUGAAGAUAGAUCUAUUACUACUGUCUGUGAUAUCCUGAGGAUAGAUCUACUACUACUGUCUGGUAUCCUGAAGAUAGAUCUAUUACUACUGUCUGUGGUAUCCUGAAGAUAGAUCUACUACCCCUGUCUGUGGUAUCCUGAAGAUAGAUCUAUUACUACUGUCUGUGGUAUCCUGAAGAUCGAUCUAUUACUACUGUCUGUGGUAUCCUGAAGAUAGAUAUACUACUCCUGUCUGUGGUAUCCUGAAGAUAGAUCUACUACUACUGUCUGUGGUAUCCUGAAGAUAGAUCUACUACUACUGUAUGGUAUCCUGAAGAUAGAUCUACUACUACUGUCUGUCCUAAAGAGAUUUGCAGUAAUACUGCCAUCAGAUCUCUCUCUCUCUGUGUUGGUUGUGAUCAGUGAUUCUGUUUGUACUGCAGCAGUGAAACAUACAAACUGAAAUGUCUUUAGCCGACUGACCUCAUUAAUGUUGAAAAGAGGGAUUUGGGGUAGGUUUUCAGAGUUCCAAUAGUUCAAUAGGCCAGCGUUUGAAUUGCAUAAUUAUGUAUCACUAAAGUGAGAGAACUGUCCCUUUUGCCUUGCAUAUUUUUUUUCAAUGUUGACUAAGUGCAUAUCCUACAUCGUGUUUGGAGAUUAUGAUUCAUAGAGAAUUCAGUAUUCAAGCUACACUCCUCUGACAAUGUUUACAAUGUCAUAUAUACAGUAGAAACAUAUAGCUAUUAUUUACAUCAUUAUUUAUUGCGCAUUAUUGUAUUUUGUGGGGGGAAAUGCUAAUGAAAUCUAAAGCGCAACAUUUUGGGGGGAAAAUAACUGUGACAGAACAGCUCCCCCUGUGUUGGAUGGAGAGAGUGUUUGGAACAGGAGAGAAAGAAUGUUGUGAUGUAAAUGCAGGAUCCCUCCUGUCUGUCUCUCUCUCUUUCUCUCUCAUCUUCGUCUGCACAGUGUGAGCGAGCUACCACCCUGCCUUUCUUUCCUUAAAAUAGGCGGUGGAAGCUGGGAGACAGGGAGGCGGGAGAGAUGAAUAGGAGGAAGGCAGGGAGAGGUGGGGAGAGAGGGACGGGGAGAGGUGGGGAGAGAGGGGCGGGAAGGGGGGGAGAGAUAGGGACGGGGAGAGGUGGGGAGAGAGGACGGGGAGAGGGUGGGGGGGAGAGGGCGUGGAGAGGUGGGGGGGGGAAAGGGACGGGAGAGGUGGGGGGGGAAAGGGACGGGGGGGAAGAGGGGGAGGGAAGGGGAGAGGGGGGGGAGAGAGGGGAGGGGAGAGGGGGGGAGAGGGGGGGAGAGUGGGGAGAAGUGACGGGGAGAGGGGGGGGAGAGAGGGGUGGGGAGAGGUGGGGGAGAGAGGGGGGGGGAGAGAGGGAGGGGAGAGGGGGGGGGAGAGAGGGAGGGGAGAGGUGGAGAGAGAGGGACGGGGAGAGGUGGGGGGAGAGAGGGAGGGGAGAGGGGGGGGAGAGAGGGACGGGGAGAGGUGGGGAGAGAGGGACGGGGAGAGGUGGGGGGAGAGAGGGACGGGGAGAGGUGGGGGGGAGGAGAGAGGGACGGGGAGAGGUGGGGAGAGAGAGGGACGGGGAGAGUGGGGGGGAGAGAGGGAGGGGAGAGGUGGGGGGAGAGAGGGACGGGGAGAGGUGUGGGAGGAGAGGGACGGGGGAGAGGUUGGGAGAGAGGGACGGGGAGAGGGUGGGGAGAGAGGGACGGGGAGAGGUGGGGGGAGAGAGGGACGGGGAGAGGUGGGGGGAAAGGGACGGGGAGAGGUGGGGAGAGGGACGGGAAGCAAGGAGAGGAAAAAAGGAGAGACUGAGAGAGAGAGGCAGGGAGAACGCUUAAAAUAGCUCAUCCAUUAAUUACUGUUUCUCUGAAAUAUUUAUGAACCACUGCCACCUUCAAACACAUUUACACCACCAAUCAUUUCUACCUUUUGCCUCCUUAUAUCUGAUAUUAUAAGGAGAUUCCCUGGCCUGUUUUGGUUCUUUUUCAAUCUUCUGUCCUAGGCUACCUCAGUAAUUUAUCUGAAUAUCUAAAACAGACGAGUUUAGCUGACUUGGCCAUUUUGGGUGCCUGUGUUGUCUUUCAGUGGUGUAGUUCGUUAUUGGGGCAUGGUUAUUCCCAUCAAAUGGGGAACCAGAGUAUUCUACAGUCGGAGCACCCCACUGUAAUUCACUUGAGUUGUAUUUUCCCUUGUUAGUCAGAAAUCCAAGCAUUUGUUGUCAUCAUUUUAGGUGAUAAAUCUGAAUAUUCUAACACUCUGUCACCACAUUACCCUGCCAAACCUGCAUUUGUCACACUUUUUGUUCAGUGCAAUGCAAUAUCAUCCAUAUUUGAUGAUAAAUUAAAAAUAAAUACAAAUAAGCCUUAGGAUGUAAGCGUUGUGACAGUGAGCGAUCAUGGUGUAGUGUUGUAGGUCAUGACAAGUUGAUAGCCUCCUACUCAUUGCUAGAGACGUUCUAAUAAUGGUGAUAUGAAUCUUCAUGGCAGCGGCUUUUACUCAGCCUUCUGCUACUGUCACCCAAUGGGAAGAAAGCUGUGUGUAACUCCAUAGUUACGGUAUGAGGGGGAUAUGUGUAGAAAGCUGUGUGUAACUCCAUAGUUACGGUAUGAGGGGGAUAUGUGUAGAAAGCUGUGUAACUCCAUAGUUACGGUAUGAGGGGGAUAUGUGUAGAAAGCUGUGUGUAACUCCAUAGUUACGGUAUGAGGGAGAUAUGUGUAGAAAGCUAUGUGUAACUCCAUAGUUACGGUAUGAGGGGGAUAUGUGUAGAAAGCUGUGUGUAACUCCAUAGUUACGGUAUGAGGGGGAUAUGUGUAGAAAGCUGUGUAACUCCAUAGUUACGGUAUGAGGGGGAUAUGUGUAGAAAGCUGUGUGUAACUCCAUAGUUACGGUAUGAGGGGGAUAUGUGUAGAAAAACUGUGUAACUCCAUAGUUACGGUAUGAGGGGGAUAUGUGUAGAAAGCUGUGUGUAACUCCAUAGUUACGGUAUGAGGGGGAUAUGUGUAGAAAGCUGUGUAACUCCAUAGUUACGGUAUGAGGGGGAUAUGUGUAGAAAGCUGUGUAACUCCAUAGUUACGGUAUGAGGGGGAUAUGUGUAGAAAGCUGUGUGUAACUCCAUAGUUACGGUAUGAGGGGGAUAUGUGUAGAAAGCUGUGUAACUCCAUAGUUACGGUAUGAGGGGGAUAUGUGUAGAAAGCUGUGUGUAACUCCAUAGUUACGGUAUGAGGGGGAUAUGUGUAGAAAGCUGUGUGUAACUCCAUAGUUACGGUAUGAGGGGGGAUAUGUGUAGAAAGCUGUGUGUAACUCCAUAGUUACGGUAUGAGGGGGAUAUGUGUAGAAAGCUGUGUAACUCCAUAGUUACGGUAUGAGGGGGAUAUGUGUAGAAAGCUGUGUGUAACUCCAUAGUUACGAUAUGAGGGGGAUAUGUGUAGAAAGCUGUGUAACUCCAUAGUUACGGUAUGAGGGGGAUAUGUGUAGAAAGCUGUGUAACUCCAUAGUUACGGUAUGAGGGGGAUAUGUGUAGAAAGCUGUGUAACUCCAUAGUUACGGUAUGAGGGGGAUAUGUGUAGAAAGCUGUGUAACUCCAUAGUUACGGUAUGAGGGGGAUAUGUGUAGAAAGCUGUGUAACUCCAUAGUUGCGGUAUGAGGGGGAUAUGUGUAGAAAGCUGUGUGUAACUCCAUAGUUACGGUAUGAGGGGGAUAUGUGUAGAAAGCUGUGUAACUCCAUAGUUACGGUAUGAGGGGGAUAUGUGUAGAAAGCUGUGUAACUCCAUAGUUACGGUAUGAGGCGGAUAUGUGUAGAAAGCUGUGUGUAACUCCAUAGUUACGGUAUGAGGGGGAUAUGUGUAGAAAGCUGUGUAACUCCAUAGUUACGGUAUGAGGGGGGAUAUGUGUAGAAAGCUGUGUAACUCCAUAGUUACGGUAUGAGGGGGAUAUGUGUAGAAAGCUGUGUAACUCCAUAGUUACGGUAUGAGGGGGAUAUGUGUAGAAAGCUGUGUGUAACUCCAUAGUUACGGUAUGAGGGGGAUAUGUGUAGAAAGCUGUGUAACUCCAUAGUUACGGUAUGAGGGGGAUAUGUGUAGAAAGCUGUGUAACUCCAUAGUUACGGUAUGAGGGGGGAUAUGUGUAGAAAGCUGUGUGUAACUCCAUAGUUACGGUAUGAGGGGGAUAUGUGUAGAAAGCUGUGUGUAACUCCAUAGUUACGGUAUGAGGGGGAUAUGUGUAGAAAGCUGUGUGUAACUCCAUAGUUACGGUAUGAGGGGGAUAUGUGUAGAAAGCUGUGUAACUCCAUAGUUACGGUAUGAGGGGGAUAUGUGUAGAAAGCUGUGUGUAACUCCAUAGUUACGAUAUGAGGGGGAUAUGUGUAGAAAGCUGUGUAACUCCAUAGUUACGGUAUGAGGGGGAUAUGUGUAGAAAGCUGUGUAACUCCAUAGUUACGGUAUGAGGGGGAUAUGUGUAGAAAGCUGUGUAACUCCAUAGUUACGGUAUGAGGGGGAUAUGUGUAGAAAGCUGUGUAACUCCAUAGUUACGGUAUGAGGGGGAUAUGUGUAGAAAGCUGUGUAACUCCAUAGUUGCGGUAUGAGGGGGAUAUGUGUAGAAAGCUGUGUGUAACUCCAUAGUUACGGUAUGAGGGGGAUAUGUGUAGAAAGCUGUGUAACUCCAUAGUUACGGUAUGAGGGGGAUAUGUGUAGAAAGCUGUGUAACUCCAUAGUUACGGUAUGAGGCGGAUAUGUGUAGAAAGCUGUGUGUAACUCCAUAGUUACGGUAUGAGGGGGAUAUGUGUAGAAAGCUGUGUAACUCCAUAGUUACGGUAUGAGGGGGAUAUGUGUAGAAAGCUGUGUAACUCCAUAGUUACGGUAUGAGGGGGAUAUGUGUAGAAAGCUGUGUAACUCCAUAGUUACGGUAUGAGGGGGAUAUGUGUAGAAAGCUGUGUGUAACUCCAUAGUUACGGUAUGAGGGGGAUAUGUGUAGAAAGCUGUGUAACUCCAUAGUUACGGUAUGAGGGGGAUAUGUGUAGAAAGCUGUGUAACUCCAUAGUUGCGGUAUGAGGGGGAUAUGUGUAGGAAGCUGUUUGUAACUCCAUAGUUACGGUAUGAGGGGGAUAUGUGUAGAAAGCUGUGUGUAACUCCAUAGUUACGGUAUGAGGGGGAUAUGUGUAGAAAGCUGUGUAACUCCAUAGUUGCGGUAUGAGGGGGAUAUGUGUAGAAAGCUGUGUAACUCCAUAGUUACGGUAUGAGGGGGAUAUGUGUAGAAAGCUGUGUAACUCCAUAGUUGCGGUAUGAGGGGGAUAUGUGUAGAAAGCUGUGUAACUCCAUAGUUACGGUAUGAGGGGGGAUAUGUGUAGAAAGCUGUGUAACUCCAUAGUUACGGUAUGAGGGGGAUAUGUGUAGAAAGCUGUGUAACUCCAUAGUUACGGUAUGAGGGGGAUAUGUGUAGAAAGCUGUGUGUAACUCCAUAGUUGCGGUAUGAGGGGGAUAUGUGUAGAAAGCUGUGUAACUCCAUAGUUACGGUAUGAGGGGGAUAUGUGUAGAAAGCUGUGUAACUCCAUAGUUACGGUAUGAGGGGGAUAUGUGUAGAAAGCUGUGUAACUCCAUAGUUACGGUAUGAGGGGGAUAUGUGUAGAAAGCUGUGUGUAACUCCAUAGUUGCGGUAUGAGGGGGAUAUGUGUAGAAAGCUGUGUAACUCCAUAGUUACGGUAUGAGGGAGAUACACAUACAGUGCAUUUGGAAAGUAUUCAGACCCCUUGACUUUUUCCACAUUUUGUUACGUUACAGCCUUAUUCUAAAAUCGAUUCAAAAAUGUUUUCCCUCAACAAUCUACACACAAUAACCCAUAAUGAUAAAGCAAAAAGUGUUUUUUUAAAUACAUUUUUGCAAAUUUAUAAAAAAUAAAAAUACUGAAAUAUCACGUUUAUAUACGUAUUCAGACCCUUUACUCAGUACUUUGUUGAAGCAUCUUUAGCAGAGAUUACAGCCCCAAGUCUUCUUUGGUAUGACGCUACAAGCUUGGCACACCUGUAGUUGGGGAGUUUCUCCCAUUCUUCUCUGCAGAUCCUCUCAAGCUCUGUCAGGUUGGAUGGGGAGCAUUGCUGCACAGCUAUUUUAAGGUCUCUCCAGAGAUGUUCGAUCGGGUUCAAGUUCAGGCUCUGGCUGGGCCACUCAAGGACAUUCAAAGACUUGUCCCGAAGCCAGUCCUGCGUUGUCUUGGCUGUGUGCUUAGGGUCGUUGUCCUGUUGGAAGCUGAACCUUCGCCCCAGUCUGAGGUCCUGAGCACUGGAGCAGGUUUUCAUCAAGGAUCUCUCUGUACUUUGCUCCGUUCAUCUUUCCCUUGAUCCUGACUAGUCUUCCAUUCCCUGCCGCUGAAGAACAUCCCCACAGCACGAUGCUGCCACCACCAGGCUUCACCGUAGGGAUUGUGUCAUGUUACCGCCAGACGUGACGCUUGGCACUCAGGCCAAAGAGUUCAAUCUUGGUUUCAUCAGACCAGAGAAUCUUGUUUCUCAUGGUCUGAGAGUCCUUUAGGUGCCUUUUUGCUAAACUCCAAGAGGGCUGUCAUGUGCCUUUUACUGAGGAGUGGCUUCCGUCUGGCCACUCUACCAUAAAGGCCUGAUUGGUGGAGUGCUGCAGAGAUGGUUGUCCUUCUGGAAGGUUCUCCCAUCUCCACAGAGGAACUCUGGAGCUCUGUCAGUGACCAUCGGGUUCUCUAGGAAGAGUCUUGGUGGUUCCAAACUUCUUCCAUUUAAGAAUGAUUGAGGCCACUGUGUUCUUGGGGACUUUCAAUGCUGCAGACAGUUUUGGUACCCUUCCCCAGAUCUGUGCCUUGACGCAAUCCUGUCUCUGAGCUCUACGGACAACUCCUUCGACCUCAUGGCCUUUCGAAAUCAUGUCCAAUCAAUUGAAUUUACCACAGGUGGACUCCAAUCAAGGAUGAUCAAUGGAAACAGGAUGCACCUGAGCUCAAUUUCGAGUCUCAUAGCAAAGGGGCUGAAUACCUUUGGAAAUAAGGUAUUUCUGUUUUGUAUUUUUAAUACAUGUGCAAACAUUUCUAAAACCUGUUUUCACUUUGUCAUUAUGGGGUAUUGUGUGUAGAUUGAUGAGAUUUUGUAUUUAUUGAAUCCAUUUGAGAAUAAAUCUGUAACGUAACAACGUGUAGAAAAAGUAAAGUGGGCUGAAUAGUUUCUGAAUGCCCUGUAUUUGUAACACCAUAGUUAAUAGGGUGUCUAUUUACAACACCUUAGUUAUAACAAUGAAGUGGUGGCGGUGGUUUCUAUUGAAUCUGUCAGUAUACAUGUACAGUGUGUGUGUGUGUGUGUGUACUCUGUGUGUGUGUACUGUGUAAAAAUAAAUAAAUAAUAAAUAUGCCAUUUAGCAGACGCUUUUAUCCAAAGUGACUUACAGUCAUGCGUGCAUACAUUUUUGUGUAUGGGUGGUCCCGGGGAUCGAACCCACUACCUUGGCGUUACAAGCGCCGUGCUCUACCAGCUUGUACUCUGUGUGUGUGUACUCUGUGUGUGUGUGUGUACUCUGUGUAGUGCGUGCCUCAUUACUCCUGGUGUCCAUUGUAAAGGAAUACCUCUUUAUGGUGGUGUUUUAUUUCCAGAAUGGGUCAGUUGUUACCUUCUCACUCAGUCAGGAUCUGUACUUUCUUCAAUGUACUCCUGUCUUCUCUUUCACCUUGGUGUUGUUUGGAUGAAACAUCAGUGAUCUGCAUGUGUGUUUCUCUGUGAUGUGGUGAAUGUCCUGUACACUUCAGUGGGGUGGUUUGGUGAUACCUGUGUAGUUUUUGCCUGAAUGAUGAUUUGGUUGAUUUAUUUACCGGUCCACCAACAUCUUUUGUGUUUUGCUUUGUUGAAUGCCCCAUGUUCUCCCGACAUGUCAGUGUUGUUCUCAACCUCUUUCUCUCUCCCACCUUGUCUUCACCUCUCUGUUCCUCUCUCUUUCUCUCUCCCACCCUCUGUCUCCACCUCUCUCUCUUUCUCUCUCCCACCCUCUGUCUCCACCUCUCUGUUCCUCUCUCUCUUUCUCUCUCCCACCCUCUGUCUCCACCUCUCUGUUCCUCUCUCUCUUUCUCUCUCCCACCCUCUGUCUCCACCUCUCUGUUCCUCUCUUCCUCUCUCCCACCCUCUGUCUCCACCUCUCUCUCUUUCUCUCUCCCACCCUGUCUUCACCUCUCUGUUCCUCUCUCUCUUUCUCUCUCCCACCCUCUGUCUCCACCUCUCUGUUCCUCUCUCUCUUUCUCUCUCCCACCCUCUGUCUCCACCUCUCUGUUCCUUCUCUCUUUCUCUCCCUAACACCCUUGCCCUCUCCCUCCCUCUCCCCUCCUCCCCUCCACAGGGGUAACCGUGAGAGCUCCAGCCGUGCGUCCAGCAGUCGUCAGAGCAGUACCGACAGUGAUAUGAAGUGCCUGGAGCCAAGACCCUGGAGCAGCACAGACUCAGAUAGCUCAAACAGGACCCUCCGGCCACCGGUCACCAAGGCAUCCAGCUUCUCUGGCAUCUCCAUUCUGACCAGAGGAGAUAGUCUGGGCAGCAACAAGAGCUCUCAGGGAAGCUGCAGGGGCUCACGCACUGGUAUGUACCAGACAGACAGCCCAAUGGGGAUUUUAUAAUAAAAAUGCAUACUGUAGAUGGAAAUUCAAAUGUUGUGACCAUUGUACCCUGGGCAGUUAAUUCUAGUACUUCAAUCUCCCAAUGUCAAAUGGAGUGACAUUUGAAUUCAAUUGAAAUGGCAUCACACGGACCUGUUGCAACCAGGAAGUGUGUACGACCUCUAGUGGUCCUAGAGAUGCACUGACACUGGAGAACAGGAUGGACAGAAGAAAACAGAAUCCUUUUCAUACCCUUUUCUCUUUUUGAAAACAAAUCAUAGGGGAAAGAACCUGAAGAGAGUACAGACAGAGUGCAGAAAUGUUGAGGAACAAAACGUACUGUUUCUGUAUUUGACUUUGUCUUGACUCUUGCGUUGUCUUGUUGUGUUAUAGGUCUCCCUCUGGUGAGUCCAGACAUGUGUCCCCAGCCCCCAGCCCCCCAGCCUGGCCCCUGCCCUGGAGGUCGCGGUCUUCUGCCGUGCCCCUCCCAGCAGCCCCAGGUCCAGACCCAGACCGCCCUACUGCCCACCCCACAGCAACACCCCAUGGGCAACCACAACCACAUGAUGACUCAGGUGAGAGAGAAGCCCAUAUCAUGAAUCCUUUUUUAAUUUAAAUAAAUAUGGGUAUUUAAAUGCAGUUUCAGCUUAGUAAAAUGAAAAGACAUGGCUAUAUUCCUGCAUUUUUCCUAACCUAACAUCUGUCUGCAUCUCCUCCUCUCUCCCCCUACCCCUCUCCCCCUCCCGCCAUCUCCUCCUCUCUCGCUCUCCCCCUCCCGCCAUCUCCCCCUCCCGCCAUCUCCCCCUCUCCCCCUCCCGCCAUCUCUCCCUCUCUCCCUCUGUUAGCCGGUGGGGUCUCUGCAGCCCUCUCAGCCUGUGUCCUACUCCUCCUCCUGUCCCCAGGUCCUCCUGCCUGUCUCUUCCCCCCAACAGUACAUGGUACUAACAUCAUCCAUCCCUUUAUAAUGCAGUAUUUUACUGAGCCCUGUCUCUCUUCUCCCCAACAGUACAUGGUACUAACAUCAUCCAUACCUUUAUUAUUAUAUAUAUAUAUAUAUUUAAUGUUGAAGUCGGAAGUUUACAUACACCUUAGCCAAAUACAUUUAAACUCAGUUUUUCACAAUUUCUGACAUUUAAUCCUAGUAAAAAUUCCCAGUCUUAGGUCAGUUAGGAUCACCACUUUAUUUUAAGAAUGUGAAAUGUCAGAAUAAUAGUAGAGAGUGAUUUAUUUCAGCUUUUAUUUAUUUCAUCACAUUCCCAGUGGGUCAGAAGUUUACAUACACUCAAUUAGUAUUUGGUAGCAUUGCCUUUAAAUUGUCUAACUUGGGUAAAACGUUUUGGGUAGCCUUCCACAAGCUUCCCACAAUAAGUUGGGUGAAUUUUGGCCCAUUCCUCCUGACAGAGCUGAGUCAGGUUUGUAGGCCUCCUUGCUCGCACAUGCUUUUUCAGUUCUGCCCACAAAUGUUAUAUAGGAUUGAGGUCAGGGCUUUGUGAUGGCCACUCGAAUACCUUGACUUUGUUGUCCUUAAGCCAUUUUGCCACAACUUUGGAAGUAUGCUUGGAGUCAUUGUCCAUUUGGAAGACCCAUUUGCGACCAAGCUUUAACUUCCUGACUGAUGUCUUGAGAUGUUGCUUCAAUAUAUCCACAUCAUUUUCCUUCCUCAUGAUGCCAUCUAUUUUGUGAAGUGCACCAGUCCCUCCUGCAGCAAAGCACCCCCACAGCAUGAUGCUGCCACCCCCGUGCUUCACGGUUGGGAUGGUGUUCUUCGGCUUGCAAGCGUCCCCUUUUUCCUCCAAACAUAACGAUGGUCAUUAUGGCCAAACAGUUCUAUUUUUGUUUCAUUAGACCAGAGGACAUUUCUCCAAAAAGUACGAUCUUUGUCCCCAUGUGCAGUUGCAAACCGUAGUCUGGCUUUUUUUAUGGCGGUUUUGGAGCAGUGGCUUCUUCCUUGCUGAGCGGCCUUUCAGGUUAUGUCGAUAUAGGACUCGUUUUACUGUGGAUAAAGAUACUUUUGUACCUGUUACCUCCAGCAUCUUCACAAGGUCAUUUGCUGUUGUUCUGGGAUUGUUUUGCACUUUUCGCACCAAAGUACGUUCAUCUCGAGGGGACAGAAAGCGUCUCCUUCCUGAGCGGUAUGACGGCUAAGUGGUCCCAUGGUGUUUAUACUUGCGUACUAUUGUUUGUACAGAUGAACGUGGUACCUUCAGGCAUUUGGAAAUUGCUCCCAAGGAUGAACCAGACUUGUGGAGGUCUACUUUUUUUCUCUGAGGUCUUGGCUGAUUUCUUUUGAUUUUCCCAUGAUGUCAAGCAAAGAGGCACUGAGUUUGAAGGUAGGCCUUGAAAUACAUCCACAGGUACACCUCCAAUUGACUCAAAUGAUGUCAAUUAGCCUAUCAGAAGCUUCUAAAGCCAUGACAUCAUUUUCUGGAAUUGUCCAAGCUGUUUAAAGGCACAGUCAACUUAGUGUAUGUAAACUUCUGACCCACUGGAAUUGUGAUACAGUGAAUCAUAAGUGAAAAAACCUGUCUGUAAACAAUUGUUGGAAAUAUUACUUGUGUCAUGCACAAAGUAGAUGUCCUAACCGACUUGCCAAAACUAUAGUUUGUUAACAAGAAAUUUGUGGAGUGGUUGAAAAACGGGUUUUAAUGACUCCAACCUAAGUGUAUGUAAACUUCCGACUUCAACUGUAUAUGUGUAUGUAUGUGUGUGUAUGUGUAUAUAUAUAUAUAUAUAUAUAUAUAUAUAUAUAUAUAUAUAUAUUAAACAACUCUACAGUAUGGUACCAAGCCUUGCGUUUCAUAUCUUGGCUUUCUCACCCAGUCUUAUUAGUCCCUAUUGGAAUGAAGUGGCAAUAUGACAUUCACAUGACAACUCUACAUUCACACCUACUCACUUCUAUGAUUAUAUCCUUAGUACUAACAGCCUCUGGUUGUCAUUAUGCUGUGCGUAGGAUAGAAAUAUUUUGUUUUUAGGGGCAACUAUCUUCAAAUGAUAUCAUCAUAUCCAGUUUAUUGGUUACUGUGUCAAACCCACCAGUAACUGUUUGUAAUAAACACUUGUCCCUCUCAGGGUGAGGAGCUGGCUCCCCAGUUCAGCCAGAUGACUCUGAGUCGACAGGGUUCCAGCGAGGCCCCGGAACCCCCCACCAUGUACCAGACCCAGGGGCCCACUGUCCUCACCCAGCACCCCCCACCCCAGACGGGCUACAUCAUGGCCGCCACAGCCCAGCCCCUGGCCCCUCAGUCUGGCUACCAGCCUAACACUGGACACCCCCAUCCUCCUCCUCCUCCUCCACCCCCUCCCUCCCAGACGAUCAUGCAGCCCCCACCGCCGCCCCAGGGGUACAUGCAGCCGCCUCCCCCUCAACAGGUAUGAAAUUGGGUUCGCAAUCAAUCAUCAGCAGUUGUCCCAAAGUGCCUUAAACCUGGUUUGAAUCAAUACGGAGUAUAAUUUGGAAUAAAAUGUUUCCCUUAUUCAUGGUGCAAUAAUAAUGGUUAAACUUUGUCAUCAUGAGUUAGAGACUGAAGGUACAAAUACAGCCCAGCAGCCUGAAAAGCUGAAGUGGAACAUUUUGGCCUAAACUUUGUUUCACAAACUUUACCAAUAAAUGUGAGAACAUUUAGAUUGCUGUGAAAUCGCGGCAGGAAUCACACAGUCGGCGGCAAUGUGACAGUAUCUCUCUCCCACUCAGAGUACUGUGUGACUGGCUGUGAAGUCUGCUCUCUUUCACCCUAUCUUUCUCUCUCUCUCUCUCUCUCUCCUCUCGUCACACCAUCAAGCAGCCCAGUAACGAACUGCUUGAAUCCAUAAAAUAUUAAUUUAAAUUCUGGAGGAGGAAACCUCUACGGCAUUGACCCUACACCCUGGGGGGAUAGUUCCCACAAAAGUAGCUUUGGGGGGCAAGUAGGAGUUUGGCAAAUAGCUCCACUGCUGUCUCUUGCGGGCUUUGUGAGGAAGUCGCAGUGCGUUCAGCACUUUGUAAGGUAGCUAGUGGCAGUACAUUCCCAGUAGGGAGAAUAGCCAUAGCCUACAAUAGAUAGCUCUUGGCAGAGGGAGAUGUCCCUAGACUAGAGCAGUGUUGCUUUAGUGUUCCCUGUAUGUGUCAUGUCCUUCAGGACAACCACUAGCUAUAAGGAAGCAGGGCUCACAGCUUACAGACCUGUCUCUCUCUUUGAGCUAAACUCAGAUGGAGUCAUGCUCGUAGGGGGGCAAGCAAACACCCCUAGUUUAUUGUGUGUGUGUGUGUGUGUGUGUGUGUGUGUGUGUGUGUGUGUGUGUGUGUGUGUGUGUGUACAUGUAAUUGAUCACAUCUUUACUAAUGCUGCCGAAAUUUGCUUUAAAGCAGUAUCCAGAUCCAUCGGAUGUAGUGAUCACAAUAUAGUAGCCAUAUCUAGGAAAACCAAAGUUCCAAAGGCUGGGCCUAAUAAAUUGUAUAAGAGGUCAUACAAUAAGUUUUGUAGUGAUUCCUAUGUUGUUGAUUUUAAAUAAUAUGUGUUUGUCUGUGGUGUGUAAUGAGGAGCAACCAGACGCUGCACUUGACACAUUUAUGAAAUUGCUUAUCCCAGUUACUAAUCAGCAUGCACCCAUUAAGAACAUGACUGUAAAAAACUGUGAAAUCCCCGUGGAUUGAUGAGGAAUUGAAAAAUUGUAUGGUUGAGAGGGAUGAGGCAAAAGGAAUGGCUAAUAAGUCUGGCUGCACAACCGAUUGGCAAACAUACUGCAAAUUGAGAAAUCAUAUGACUGAACUGAAUAAAAAGAAGAAGAAACUACACUAUGAAACAAAGAUAAAUGACAUCAAUUUUUGGCAAAAAGGCAAACUCAGCUCCAUCAUUCAUUGAAUCAGAUGACUCAUUCAUCACAAAACCCACUGAUAUUGCCAACUACUUUAAUGAUUUUUUUUCAUUGGCAAGAUUAGUAAACGUAGGCAUGACAUGCCAGCAACAAACGCUGACACUACACAUCCCAGUAUAUCUGACCAAAUUAUGAAAGACAAGCGUUGUAAUUUUGAAUUCCUUGAAGUGAGUGUGGAAGAUGUGAAAAAGUAUUGUUGUCUGUCAACAAUGACCUGGGUCUGACAACUUGGAUGGAAAAUUACUGAGGAUAAUAGCAGACGAUAUUGCCACUCCUAUUUGCCUUAUCUUCAAUUUAAGCCUACUAGAAUGUGUGUGCCCUCAGGCCUGGAGGGAAGCAAAAGUCAUUCCACUACCUAGGAAUAGUAAAGCCCCCUUUACUGGCUCAAAUAGCUGACCAAUCAGCCUGUUACCAACCCGUAGUAAACUUUUGGGAAAAAAUGGUGUUUGACCAGAUACAAUGCUGUUUUACAGUAAACAAAUUGACAAGACUUUCAGCACGCUUAUAGGGAAGGACAUUCAACAAGCACAGCACUUACACAAAUGACUGAUGAUUGGCUGAGAGAAAUUGAGGAUAAAAAGAUUGUGGUGGCUAUUUUGUUAGACUGCAGUGCAACUUUUGACAUUAUCGAUCAUAGUCUGCUGCUGGAAAAACGUAUGUGUUAUGGCUUUACACCCCCUGCUAUAUUGUGGAUAAAGAUUGACCUGUCUAACAGAACACAGAGGGUGUUCUGUAAUGGAAGCCUGUCUAGGCACCUUACCUUUUUCAAUCUUUACUAACGACAGGCUCUGAGUAAAGCCAGUGUGUCUAUGUAUGCGGAUGACUCAACACUAUACACGUCAGCUACCACAGCGACUGAAAUGACAGCAACACUUAACAAAGCGCUGCAGUUAGUUUCAGAAUGGGUGGCAAGGAAUAAGUUAGUCCUAAAUAUUUCAAAAACUAAAAGCAUUGUAUUUGGGACAAAUCAUUCACUAACCCUCAACUAAAUAUUGUAAUAAAUAAUGUGGAAAUUGAGCAAGUUGAGGUGACUAAACUGCUUGGAGUAACCCUGGAUUGUAAACUGUCAUCGUUAAAACAUAUUGAUACAACAGUAGCUAAAAUGGGGAGAAGUCUGUCCAUAAUAAAGCGCUUCUCUGCCUUUUUAACAGCACUAUCAACAAGGCAGGUCCUACAGGCCCUAGUUUUGUCGCACCUGGACUACUGUUCAGUCGUGUGGUCAGGUGUCACAAAGAGGGACUUAGGAAAAGUGCAAUUGGCUCAGAACAGGGCAGCACGGCUGGCCCUUGGAUGUACACAGAGAGCUAACAUUAAUAAUAUGCAUGUCAAUCUCUCCUGGCUCAAAGAGAGAUUGACUUCAUCACUACUUGUAUUUGUGAGAGUUAUUGACAUGUUGAAUGCACCGUACUGUCUGUUUGAACUACUGGCACACAGCUCAGACACCCAUGCAUACCCCACAAGACAUGCCACCAGAGGUUUCUUCACAGUCCCCAAGUCCAGAACAGACUAUGGGAGGCGCACAGUACUACAUAGAGCCAUGACUUCAUGGAACUCUAUUCCACAUCAAGUAACUCAUGCAAGCAGUAUAGUUAGAUUUAAAAAACAGAUAAAAAUACACCUUAUGGAACAGCGGGGACUGUGAAGCAACACAAACAUAGGCACAGACACAUGCAUACACACACAUGAUAACAUACGCACUAUACACACACGCACACAUUUUGUGUUGUAGAUAUGUGGUAGUGGAGUAGGGGCCUGAGGGCACACACUUAAUGUGUUGUGAAAUCUGUUAUGAAUGUAUUACUGCCUUAAUUUUGCUGGUCCCCAGGAAGAGUAGCAGCUGCCUUGGCAGGAACUAAUGGGGAUCCAUAAUAAAUACGAAUACUACCUUUGAACCUCCAUCAACCUCUAAGAGUUGAUUUCUAGUUAAUGCCAUUAUUAAUGCACCUUGGUUGGAUGGUUUCUUAUUGUACUACCUAUGAACUGACUGUAUUUCUCCUUCCCUCUACUCCUCCUCCUCCAGAUAUCUUAUUACCCACCUGGGCAGCAGUACCCCAGCACAGGGCAGCAGUACCCCAGCACAGGGCAGCAGUACCCCAGCACAGGGCAGCAGUACCCCAGCACAGGGCAGCAGUACCCCAGCACAGGGCAGCAGUACCGGCCUGGACCCAUGGCUCACCAGGUGGCCUACCCUGCCCAGCAGUCCCAGCCCAUGCCCCAGCCCGUGCCCCAGCCCGUGCCCCAGCCCACACAGCAGUCUGGUCAGUACCUCUACAAUACCAUCUUUCUCAAUGAAAGAUUAGUCUGUCUAUAAAAUGUGCAGUUUUGUCACACAACACAAUGCCACAGAUGUCUCAAGUUUUGAGGGAGUGUGCAAUUGGCAUGCUGACUGCAGGAAUGUCCACCAGAGCUGUUGCCAGAUAAUUUAAUGUUCAUUUCUCUACCAUAAGCCGCCUCCAACGUCGUUUUAGAGAAUUUGGCAGUACAUCCAACCGGCCAACCGAGAAAUGCUCACAAACAGGGAUUUAAACCAAUUUGUACACAUAAUUUGAGAGAAAUAAGCUUUUUGUGCCUAUCGAAAAUGUCUGGUAUAUUUUAUUUCAGCUCAUGAAACAUGGGACCAACACUUUACAUGUUGCCUUUAUAUUUUGGGUCAGUGUAAUUACAUCUGACCACGUCCUUGUUCACAUAACACCAAUUUCCAUGAAACCUCUGAAAUCUACUUGGAUGGGGGUACAUAAUACACUCCCUGCGUCUCGUAACGGUCCGUUCAGCCCUUUUCGAGAACCAAAAAAAAAAAAAGAAUUUGACAUGCUAAUGACCAAGGCCAACUAAAUUUCUACAUUACAGAUUCAAAUGAGGCUACACUCACAGUUGCGUGAGAAUCUGACUUACAUCUGUAGUGUGUUGGUGAAAAGUAAGCAGGACCGGUGAAAGCCAGGAUUCCUGUACACUGUGCAUUUUUCACUGUGUAUAUUUGCUGAGUGAACAUUCAUCAACAGUGUGUUGCGUUUCGAGUACAGAGACCUUCAAGCCAUAGAUGACCAAAGUGCUGAUUACCUGAUUUGGCAACAUUGCAUACACUGUGUACAGUAGCAGUUCACCCACCCAGUCAACAUGACCCUUGCUGUAUCAACAGAAACAACGCCAACAAGGCACUAAAAUAACAAGGAUCAAGGUUAGCUAAAUAAUGGUUGCCAGGAAUAAAUUGCUAUUUUAGUCACCACAUUGUAUAGUUGGCGAGAGCAGUACUGAUGCAAUGAGUCCUGAAAAGUUACCAUGAUUAUACACGUACGACCCUGAGCAUUCAGACGGCAACAAGCCUACCCCCAGCCGGACGGUCAUGUUCACCUUUCUCAGCCUCACCCCCAGAUAGGCCCAUGUUCUUCCAUGGCUUUAGGUCUACAUCCCUUUCUUUCUAGACGUCAUGUUCAUGUUAACACAGGCUAUGUUGACAUUCCGUUGUUUCUAUUGAUACGUCCCUACAUGCAUCAUUUAAAUAUGUAGCUUAGUGUUUAUAGUGUGGUCUGUAGUUUUUAGCUUACAGUUCAUAGUGUUCAUACUGUAUGUGGAUUUGUGUACAUUCUGCGUCUAUAUAUCCUGUUUAUCAUCUGUCUGUAUAUCCUGGUUAUUAUCUGUCUGUAUAUCCUGGUUAUCGUCUGUAUAUCCUGGUUAUCAUCUGUCUGUAUAUCCUGGUUAUCGUCUGUAUAUCCUGGUUAUCAUCUGUCUGUAUAUCCUGGUUAUCGUCUGUAUAUCCUGGUUAUUAUCUGUCUGUAUAUCCUGUUUAUCGUCUGUGUAUAUCCUGGUUAUUAUCUGUCUGUAUAUCCUGGUUAUCAUCUGUCUGUAUAUCCUGGUUAUCAUCUGUCUGUAUAUCCUGGUUAUCACCUGUCUGUAUAUCCUGGUUAUCAUCUGUGUAUAUCCUGGUUAUCGUCUGUCUGUAUAUCCUGGUUAUCGUCUGUCUGUAUAUCCUGGUUAUCGUCUGUCUGUAUAUCCUGGUUAUCUUCUGUCUGUAUAUCCUGGUUAUCGUAUGUCUGUAUAUCCUGGUUAUCGUCUGUCUGUAUAUCCUGGUUUUCGUCUGUCUGUAUAUCCUGGUUAUCGUCUGUCUGUAUAUCCUGGUUAACAUCUGUCUGUAUAUCCUGGUUAUCAUCUGUCUGUAUAUCCUGGUUAUCAUCUGUCUGUAUAUCCUGGUUAUCAUCUGUCUGUAUAUCCUGGUUAUCGCCUGUCUGUAUAUCCUGGUUAUCGUCUGUCUGUAUAUCCUGGUUAUCGUCUGUCUGUAUAUCCUGGUUAUCGUCUGUCUGUAUAUCCUGGUUAUCGUCUGUCUGUAUAUCCUGGUUAUCGUCUGUCUCUAUAUCCUGGUUAUCGUCUGUCUGUAUAUCCUGGUUAUCGUCUGUCUGUAUAUCCUGGUUAUCAUCUGUCUGUAUAUCCUGGUUAUCAUCUGUCUGUAUAUCCUGGUUAUCGUCUGUCUGUAUAUCCUGGUUAUCAUCUGUCUGUAUAUCCUGGUUAUCGUCUGUCUGUAUAUCCAGGUUAUCGUCUGUCUGUAUAUCCUGGUUAUCGUCUGUCUGUAUAUCCUGGUUAUCUUCUGUCUGUAUAUCCUGGUUAUCGUCUGUCUGUAUAUCCUGGUUAUCUUCUGUCUGUAUAUCCUGGUUAUCUUCUGUCUGUAUAUCCUGGUUAUCGUCUGUCUGUAUAUCCUGGUUUUCGUCUGUCUGUAUAUCCUGGUUAUCGUCUGUCUGUAUAUCCUGGUUAACAUCUGUCUGUAUAUCCUGGUUAUCAUCUGUCUGUAUAUCCUGGUUAUCAUCUGUCUGUAUAUCCUGGUUAUCGUCUGUCUGUAUAUCCUGGUUAUCGUCUGUCUGUAUAUCCUGGUUAUCGUCUGUCUGUAUAUCCUGGUUAUCGUCUGUCUGUAUAUCCUGGUUAUCGUCUGUCUGUAUAUCCUGGUUAUCGUCUGUCUGUAUAUCCUGGUUAUCGUCUGUCUGUAUAUCCUGGUUAUCAUCUGUCUCUAUAUCCUGGUUAUCAUCUGUCUGUAUAUCCUGGUUAUCGUCUGUCUGUAUAUCCUGGUUAUCAUCUGUCUGUAUAUCCUGGUUAUCAUCUGUCUGUAUAUCCUGUUUAUUGUGGCAGCUCCAUUUCACUGAGUCAAAUUCCUGUACUUGUAUUUGGCGUGUAAGGGUGAUUCUGACAUGUGCCGUGGUCGUCACCAGUAGGUCCAGGGUUGAUAGGAGUGCAGCAUACCCAGAAUACACACACACAGAUACACACACACACACACACACACACACACAGAUACACACACACACACACACACACUUGUGUUAACAUGACCAUGUCCUCCAUGACCAGCAGGUCUCCAGACCAUGAUGCCCAACCAGCAGCCCCAGUACCAGGGGAUGAUAGGAGUACCCCAGCAGCCCCAGAACCAGGCUCUCCUCACCUCCCAGAGGCAGGGACAGAUGACGACCAUGAUGGUCCAGUACCCACAGUUGCCCUCAUAUCAGGUACAGUAAAGGUUGUAUGUGUGUUAAUGUGAUUUGUUAUAUCUUCUAUGCAUUUCAGAGUUCCUCAAUGCUCAGUUCUUGGACCCACAACUGUUCUUAUGUAAAAGUAACUAGUGGGAUGUAACUGGUGAGAUCUGAACCCGGGUCUUUUGCUCGGGAAACCAGCAGUUAGACCAAGAGGAUAUUGUGGCAAUUCACCUUGGCUACAUGUUUAAUGUGUCUUGUCUCCUAGCAGGUCCCUGUGGCCAGUGACCCUCAACAGGUGAUCCAGCACCAGCAGCAGUACCAACAGCAGGUCAUGGUGCCAGUCAGCCAGUCUCUGCAGACUGUCCAGGGACCCAUGCCUGUAUACUACAGCGUCAUCACCCCCACACAACAGAACAGCACAAGGUAGAUGCAUAAAAUAUGACUUUUAUAUAGCGUGCUUUGAACAGGUGCUGGAAAUUGUAUGGGGAGAACUCCACUACUCCCAACAUAUUGCACACCUGGGGGAUGCCACCGCAGACAUGUUGAGCUAGAACCCAGAUACCUUGUUCUAAACAAGUAUAAGUGACAAUCUCACUUCUAGAAUAACAAAAAUAAAGUAUGCUUAAAAAGCAAGCAUUACAGUUGAAGUUGUUUAACACUAUCUGUAACAAGACGUGUUCUACUGGUGUCUCUAUCUGUAACAAGACCAAGACGUGUUCUACUGGUGUCUCUAUCUGUAACAAGACGUGUUCUACUGGUGUCUCUAUCUGUAACAAGACCAAGACGUGUUCUACUGGUGUCUCUAUCUGUAACAAGACCAAGACGUGUUCUACUGGUGUCUCUAUCUGUAACAAGACGUGUUCUACUGGUGUCUCUAUCUGUAACAAGACGUGUUCUACUGGUGUCUCUAUCUGUAACAAGACGUGUUCUACUGGUGUCUCUAUCUGUAACAAGACGUGUUCUACUAGUGUCUCUAUCUGUAACAAGACGUAUUCUACUGGUGUCUCUCUGUAACAAGACGUGUUCUACUGGUGUCUCUAUCUGUAACAAGACGUGUUCUACUGGUGUCUCUAUCUGUAACAAGACGUGUUCUACUGGUGUCUCUGUCUGUAACAAGACGUGUUCUACUGGUGUCUCUAUCUGUAACAAGACCAAGACGUGUUCUACUGGUGUCUCUAUCUGUAACAAGACGUGUUCUACUGGUGUCUCUAUCUGUAACAAGACCAAGACGUGUUCUACUGGUGUCUCUAUCUGUAACAAGACCAAGACGUGUUCUACUGGUGUCUCUAUCUGUAACAAGACGUGUUCUACUGGUGUCUCUAUCUGUAACAAGACCAAGACGUGUUCUACUGGUGUCUCUAUCGGUAACAAGACGUGUUCUACUGGUGUCUCUAUCUGUAACAAGACCAAGACGUGUUCUACUGGUGUCUCUAUCUGUAACAAGACCAAGACGUGUUCUACUGGUGUCUCUAUCUGUAACAAGACAUGUUCUACUGGUGUCUCUAUCUGUAACAAGACGUGUUCUACUGGUGUCUCUAUCUGUAACAAGACCAAGACGUGUUCUACUGGUGUCUCUAUCGGUAACAAGUUCUCCUGCUAACUGCUUGGCUAAGCACUAAUUGUAAGACUCUGGGAAACUGAGCUGUAAAUGAAAUUAAAAACGAUUGAAUAGGAUAGAAACUCACAUGACUGGGAUCAAUAAGCAACCUAUUUAACACUCCUUUGACACCCACACACACACACACUGCUUUCACAUUCCUUCAAUCAAUUUUAUUUUAUAUAGCCCUUCUUACAUCAGCUAAUAUCUCGAAGUGCUGUACAGAAACCCAGCCUAAAACCCCAAACAGCUAGUAAUGCAGGUGUAGAAGCACGGUGGCUAGGAAAAACUCCCUAGAAAGGCGAAAACCUAGGAAGAAACCUAGAGAGGAACCAGGCUAUGAGGGGUGGCCAGUCCUCUUCUGGCUGUGCCGGGUGGAGAUUAUAACAGAACCAUGCCAAGAUGUUCAAAAAUGUUCAUAAGUGACAAGCAUGGUCAAAUAAUAAUCAGGAAUAAAUCUCAGUUGGCUUUUCAUAGCCGAUCAUUAAGAGUUGAAAACAGCAGGUCUGGGACAGGUAGGGGUUCCAUAACCGCAGGCAGAACAGUUGAAACUGGAAUAGCAGCAAGGCCAGGCGGACUGGGGACAGCAAGGAGUCACCACGGCCGGUAGUCCCGACGUAUGGUCCUAGGGCUCAGGUCUCUCAGUUGGCUUUUCAUAGCCGAUCAUUAAAGAGUUGAAAACAGCAGGUCUGGGACAGGUAGGGGUUUCUACACAAAAUAUUUGCAUUGUAAUUUAAGCCUAGCAGCUUGUUGACGUGAUACGCCUACCGUCUGUGGAUGUGGAUGACUGCCAAGUGCUUAGUGUUUGUGUCUCUGAGUGUUUCUCUGUGGGUUUGUGUGUGUUUCUCUCCCAGUCCGUCCGUGGGGUACCUGCAGCCCAGCUCAGAGCAGUACCAGAUGAGCCCGUCUACUUCUCCCUGCAACCCUCCGCAGAUGCAGCAGCAAUAUUCAGGUGAGAGUUCAUCUGGUCUGCGAUGAACCAGAAAGACCACACAGGUUUUCUGACUUUGUUGAAUACACCAAUCAGGUGAGAGUUAAUCUGGUUCUGAGCUCUUAACUUUAUUGAUGAGGUUUCAUCAACAAAGUUGGCCCUGUGUUGUAGCCCUUACGAUGAAGGGGUCAUUUUAAAGUGUAACCUUUGCCCUACAAUGCUUUAACUGUGUGUGUCUGUGUGUGUGGUGCUACAGGAGUGCCUCCCCCAGGUCCCGGGGUGAUGGUCAUGCAGCUUAGCAUCCCCAACGGACCCCAGCCUACCCAGAACCCUCCUCUGGUACAGUGGAACCCCUGCAAGUACUACCGCCUAGAGCAGAGACCCAGCAAGCCUGGAGAUCUCUACAAACCUGACAAUGCACAACAGGUAAUAUAUACAGCACUACUAUAAUACUACUAUACAGUACUACAACAGAUACUAUAUACAGCACUACUAUAAUACUACCAUACAGUACUACAACAGAUACUAUAUACAGCACUACUAUAAUACUACCAUACAGUACUACAACAGAUACUGUAUACAGCAUUACUGUACUUCCUGUAUACUCUAUACCACUCCCUCACAUACAGUAUCCAGUGGACUACUCCUAUGGAGGAUAGCGUAGGAUUCUCCUAUGCUGACAUUACAUUUUAAAUGAAAAAAGGCUAAAUUGUGAUAUUUGUUUACUAUCUGUAUUGUGAACUACAGUACAUCUCAUCCUCUCUUUCCCCUAUCCAUCUCCUCCCCUCUCUCUCUCUCUCCCUCCCUCCUCUCUCCCCCCCCCCCCCCCCCCCCCCCUCCCCACUCCAGACCAGUAUACAGAUGCAGGGCAGUCCCCUGGCCUCCCCCACCCAGUCUCCCACCCCCUCCCCAUCAGGCAGUGUGAGCAGUGUCUGUCCAGGCCUCGGCCCUCUGCCCCUACUGUCACAGUUCGCCCGGCCCGGACCAGGGCCCGCACAAGGUAACAACACACGGAGACAGACAGACAAGAUGCACACCGUAACACUUACCAUACAUACACCGCAUGCAUCGCAGUGCUGAGGGUGACGCACAAUCUGCCCAACGCCGUCCUGGGGGGCUUUCCUUGGCUCGCCACGCUCAAGCGACUCCUUGUGGCGUGCCAGGCGCCUGCAAGCUGACUUUGGUCAUCAGUCGAACAGUGUUUCCUGGGCUUCCGGGUUAAGCGAGCAGUGUGUUAAGAAGCAGUGUGGCUUCGGCGGGUCAUGUUUCGCAGGACGCAUGUCUCGACCUUCGCCUCUCCCAAGCCCAUUGGGGAGUUGCAGCAAUAAGACAAGAUCGUAACUACCAAUUGGAUAUCACGAAAUAAGGGGAGAAGAUAUAUAUUUAUUAAAGACACACACAGCAGACGUAACACCAGUCCUGCUGAUCUACUGCACCGGUUUGACAUGUCAGGACUAAAAUAUGUGCACAUGCCACCACACUGACACACUGACCAAAUUUCACUGUGAGCCUGUAGCUUUCACAUUCACAAAUACACAGGCACACACACACACACACACACACACACACACACACACACACACACACACACACACACACACACACACACACACACAGGCACACACACACACACACACACACACACACACGCACACACAGGCACACACACACACACACACACACACACAGGCACACACACAGGCACACACACACACAGGCACACACACACACACACACAGGCACACACACACACACACACACACACAGGCACACACACCGAUUUGACUACGGUGAGCCUCUAUUAUUCCAGCUAUGGUCAUGUGAUAUGAAUCCUGGCCUACCCCUGGUUCUUGCUCUUUCAUUUUACAUUUACAUUUUAGUCAUUUAGCAGACGCUCUUAUCCAGAGCCACUUACAGUUAGUGAGUGCAUACAUUUUUCAUACUGGCCCCCCCGUGGGAAUCGAACCCACAACCCUGGCGUUGCACGCGCCACGCUCUACCAACUGAGCUACAGGAGGCCCAACUUCCACAGUGACUCUUCACCCAGUAACCCCUUCACCCAGUAACCCCUUCACCCAGUAACCCCUUCACACAGUAACCCCUUCACCCAGUAACCCCUUCAUGAUCUGUCCGUGUUGUCUUUGGCCAGCCACCAGCAGGCCCUGAGAACCUGAACUUACUCACCUUACCCACAUGGCUGAUCAGGCCCGCACACGCACACACACACACACACACACACACACAGGUCACGCCUGCUUGCCUACACUAACCGGCCCUUUCACCUACACAUCUAUCCUCACACACCUGACUAGGGUUGCAGAGGGAGGGAGGGUAUAUUACUGGAAACCUUUUAACUUCACACAUUUUUGUAGCUUUCAAGUUUUUUGGGGGGAAUUUUAUGAGAUGAUACGACAUCUAGUGGACUUUUUGGGUACUUCAGAUUAUCACAGGUGUCUGUAAUUAUCUCUGGCCCUCUGUGUCGCCUUAUCGCAUGUAAAAUACUGUGUAUAUACACAAUAAUGAAAUAAGAAGGGCUACUUACACAGUGUUGGGAAGGGAUCACAGCAGUGAUUUGAAUGAGGGUAUGAGGCAUGAGUUGAGGUGUUCAGAGGCUUGACUUCAUUGCAGGACAGGGGUUGAGGUGUUCAGAGGCUUCAGUGCAGGACAGGCUCAUCGUGGAUGGUGUUGGAGAGCAGCUCAACUCCUUCACUGAGGACAGCACAGGAUCUGACUGAGAAGACAAAAAGAAUAUCAAAACACUGUUAGUCCAAGCAAGGAUUGUUGAUGAAUGUGAUUGACUCUGUGUACAGUAAUGAGAGAAAAUGUACAGGGCUACCCACAAUGCUUGGAGAGGAAAGAUUCAAUGCGCCAGUGGAUGAGAGGGCACAUUAGACAUGGCUUCAGUUCAUUUCAGGAGCGCGUUGACACUGGUAGUGGAGCAGAGUGUUAAUCCCCUCUUCAUCAGGGAACAGGAAGGGACUUAGCGCUAAAUACAAAUAGCAGAUACAUUCCAUUCCAUCGAUAGCCUAGGCCUUGGUGUGUGGAGAAACACAUAUUGUACAAUAUGAGGAGGAAAUUAUAGUCCUAAAAAAGCUUUCCAGUUUCACUGACUCACCCAAAGAUGCGCAGCUCACUCGCCGGAGAUGGCCGAUGCGCUCAUGCCAAAUGCCUAUCUGUAGCCUACAGUCAGAUUAGUAUUUUCUUUUCAGCAGGAGCAAAAAGAUUUGAUUGGUCGGAAGACUUCCUCCGGAAGUCGUCAUAAUUACCAUGUACAGUGCAUUUGGAAAGUAUUCAGACCCCUUGACUUUUUCCACAUUUUGUUACGUUACAGCCUUAUUCUAAAAUGGAUGAAAUAGUUUUUUUCUCCUCAUCAAUCUACACACAAUACCCCAUAAUGACAAAACAAAAACAGGUUUAAAAAAAAAAAAAAAAAAAAAAAAAACUGAAAUUACAUCUCUGCAGAUCCUCUCAAGCUCUGUCAGGUUGGAUGGGGAGCGUCGCUGCACAUCUAUUGUCAGGUCUCUCCAGAGAGGUUAGAUCGGGCUCAAGUCCGGGCUCUGGCUGGGCCACUCAAGGACAUUCAGAGACUUGUCCCGAAGCCACUCCUGCGUUGUCUUGGCUGUGUGCAUAGGGGUCGUUGUCCUGUUGGAAUGUGAAUCUUCGCCCCGGUCUAAGGUCCUGAGCGCUCUGGAGCAGGUUUUCAUCAAGGUUCUCUCUGUACUUUGCUCCAUUCAUCUUUCCUUCGAUCCUGACUAGUCUCCCAGUCCCUGCCGCUGAAAAACAUCCCCACAGCAUGAUGCUGCCACCAGCAUGCUUCACCAUAUGGAUGGGUGCCAGGUUUCCUCCAGACGUGACACUUGGCAUUCAGGCCAAAGAGUUCAAUCUUGGUUUCAUCAGACCAGAGAAUCUUGUCUCUCAUGGUCUGAGAGUCCUUUACGUACCUUUUGGCAAACUCCAAGCGGGCUGUCAUGUGCCUUUUACUGAGGAGUGGCUUCCGUCUGGCCACUCUAUAAUAAAGGCCUGAUUGGUGGAGUGCUGCAGAGAUGGCCAGAGUGACCAUGGGGUUCUUGGUCACCUCCCUGACCAAGGCCCUUCUCCCCCGAUUGCUCAGUUUGGCCGGGCGGCCAGCUCUAGGAAGAGUCUUGGUGGUUCCAAACUUCUUCCAUUUAAGAAUGAUGGAGGCCACUGUGUUCUUGGGGACCUUCAAUGCUGCAGAAAUGUUUUGGUACCCUUCCCCAGAUCUGUGCCACGACACAAUCCUGUCUCGGAGCUCUACGGACAAUUCCUUCGACCUCAUGACUUUUUGCUCUGACAUGCACUGUCAACUGUGGGACCUUAUCUAGACAGGUGUGUGCCUUUCCAAAUCAUGUCCAAUCAAUUGAAUUUACCACAGGUGGAUUCCAAUCAAGUUGUAGAAACAUCUCAAGGAUGAUCAAUGGAAACAUGAUGCAUCUGAGCUCAAUUUCGAGUCUCAUAGCAAAGGGUGUGAAUACUUUUUUAAAUCUUUUUUUUUUACAAAAAAACCUGUUUUUGCUUUGUCAUUAUGGGGUAUUGUGUGUAGAUUGAUGACACAUGUAUUUUAUUUAAUCAAUUUUAGAAUAAGGCUGUAACGUAACAAAAUGUGGAAAUAGGGAAGGGGUCUGAAUACUUUUCGAAUGCACUGUAGGUCUAUGGAAGGGUGUGAGAACCAUGAGCCUCCUAGGUUUUGAAUUGAUGUCAAUGUAGCUAGAGGAGUACAGGGCGGAAUAUAGCUGUCCUCCGGCUGCACCAUGGUGCUGCCCUACAGAGGGCUGUUGAGGCUACUGUAGACCUUCAUUGCAAAACAGUGUGUUUUAAUCAGGUAUUUGGUGACGUGAAUAUAUUUAGUAUAGUUAUAUAAAAAUGAUAAUUGUUUUGUAUUAUUCACUGAGUAGGAUGGUCCUCCCCUUCCUGUUCUUAGGAGCCACCACUGACACACACAGGUUUUACUACGGUUUGCCUCUGUUAUUCCUGGCAUUGCGAUAUGAGUCUUCCAAAGUGUCCCUUCACCCAGUAACCCCUUCACACAGUAACCCCUUCACCCAGUAACCCCUUCACACAGUAACCCCUUCACACAGUAACCCCUUCAUGAUCUGUCCGUGUUGUCUUUGGCCAGCCACCAGCAGGCCCUGAGAACCUAACCCUACUCACCUUACCCACAUGGCUGAUCAGGCCCGCACACGCACACACACACACACACACACACACACACACUGUCACGCCACCUCGCCUAGCUUGCCCUUUCACCUACACAUCUAUCCUCACACACUGCCUCAGCUCACCGUUUACACUCUGCACACACACACACAGUUAUCCUGUCCUUUCACCUACACAUCUGUCCUCACACACAGCCUCAGCUAACCCUUUAAACCCACAUUCACCUUUUUGAUUCUGGCUCACACAUAUUUCUAUGAUAUUUCAGUUUGUGUCCUGUCCCGUGUGUGUGCAGGUGACGGGUGCUACUCUCUGUUGGGCCAGCCUCUCCAUUAUAGCCUCUGUCCCUCUCCUCUCAUCCACAGCCAGACAAAUUACAGUUCACAUCAGGUACUAUCUCUCUCUCCCUCCCUCCCCUCCCUCCCUCCCUCCCCUCCCUCCCUCUCUCCAUCCCUUCUCACCCUCCUUGAAGCUCACUACAGCUACCCUCCCUCCCUCCUUCCCUCCCUCCCACCUCUCUGUUCUGGCCCUCCCAUCCCCCUCCCUCCCUCCCCUCCUCCCUCCACCUCUCCCUCCCUCCCUCCCUCCCUCCCUCCCUCCCUCCCUCCCACCUCUCUGUUCCGGCCCUCCCCUCCCUCCCUCCCUCCCUCCUCCCUCCCUCCCCUCCCACCUCUCUGUUCCGGCCCUCCCCGCCCCUUCAAGUGUAGCAUGUCUACUAGCCUAUAACCUGCUUGACCCUGGUUGCUGUUGGUGCGUUUCAGAGCCAAGUGGGAAUGAAGCAUGGGGCGAGAGGGAAGAGGCCGACAAUGAAGUCUCAAUCUACAGACCUGGGCACCACUGACGUAGGUAAGACAACAGAUAGACUUCUCCUUUACGGUGCAUAUGCUGAUAUAUAACACUAUCUUAUACUUCCAUCCAGAUGACCUCAAGGUUUGGGCCUCUCUCCGAUUCAGUACACUUGACUUGCGUCCCACACACACACACACAAAUGCUUGAUUUUUAUUUUACCAGGCAGGUCAAUUAAUAAUACAUUUUUAUUUACGAUGACUGACUGGAUUCAUACAGUUAUUGUAUGGAAGUUGUAUUAGCGUCUGUCUGACCUCUCUCUUCCCUGUCUCCAGUGGUGAGUCGGGUGCUGGAGGUGACAGACCUCCCAGAGGGCAUCAGUCGCCCUGAGGCUGAGAAGCUCUUCAACCAGCUGUCAAUGUGCGGUGCGAAGAUCCAGUGGCUCAAGGACCCGGUGGCGGGGGGCCGUGGAGGCUACGGUGGCCCAGGAGGGCAUCACGGUCCUGGGAUGGGGUCUGGAGGGGGGAAGGGGAAGGAUGACCCGGCUCACCUCUACACGGUGGUGGCUGUGUUCCCUUCCACCAUGGCUGCACAGAGUGCUUCCUUCAAACUCAACAACAGUGGGGCCAGCCUCUUCAAACUGAGGGCCGCCAAAAAGAACUAUGACCUAAGAGUCCUGGAGAGGGCCAGCUCCCAGUGAAGAGAAAGAGAGGGGGGGCGAAAGAGAAGAGACUUCUGAAAAGGAGGAGUGGAAAGGAGUUGGACUGAGGGGACUGACCAGUUUUUGGGACAGACAGGGGAAGGUGGGACAAGACUUCACACGUUAAGUGGAACAGGUGAACACACAACACAAACGGAGAGGAUGGUGUUUGCAAAAUAUGAAAUUUAUUUUUUCAUUUUCAAUUGUUUUGUUUUAUAUUAUUGAUACCUGAAGAGCACAUAAGAUACGUGAGCAUGUGGAUCACUGUUGCUGUGUAUUUGUGCUUACACACACGUCCGUGCACGAACAGGCAACAGGGUCACUUAGCACACCUGAACACACUGAACAGUCAACCUCAGUCCAUCCUUCCCCUCCGCCCGCUGCUCUCCUCCAGCCUUCCUCCUCUUCUGUCUAUACUCUCUCUCUCUCCCUCUCUCUCUCUCGCUCUCUCUCUCUCUCCUGUCUCUCUCUCUCUCUCUCUCUCUAUCUCUCUAUCUCUCUCUUUCUUCUUUCUUCUUUCUCUCUUACCCCAUCUCUUACUAUUUAGCCAAUUGUCUCAUACUCUGUCAUACUCUCGCUCUCUCUGCACAUUCUCUCACUGCUCUCUCCUCUUGCUUUAUGUUGGCCUUAUACUGCUGUUGUGGGUUUCUGUAUAGCGCUGUUUUUCUCAGAAGAGUAUUGUUCUUUUUUGGUUCUAUAUAUCUUUAUAUAAGUGAUGUAAGGAAUUAAAUAAAUUAUAUAUUCAGUAACCUUUUCAGUGGAUAAGUUUACCCCGUUCUACCCUACCUCACCAGCCCAACAUACCCCCUUCUCCCCUACCUCACCAGCCCAACAUACCCCCUUCUCCCCUACCUCACCAGCCCAACUUACCCCCUUCUCCCCUACCUCACCAGCCCAACAUACCCCCUUCUCUCCUACCUCACCAGCCCAACAUACCCCCUUCUCCCCGACCUCACCAGCCCAACUUACCCCCUUCUCCCCGACCUCACCAGCCCAACUUACCCCCUUCUCUCCUACCUCACCAGCCCAACUUACCCCCUUCUCCCCUACCUCACCAGCCCAACAUACCCCCUUCUCCCCUACCUCACCAGCCCAACUUACCCCCUUCUCCCCUACCUCACCAGCCCAACAUACCCCCGUCUCUCCUACCUCACCAGCCCAACAUACCCCCUUCUCCCCUACCUCACCAGCCCAACUUCUCCCCGACCUCACCAGCCCAACUUACCCCCUUCUCCCCGACCUCACCAGCCCAACUUACCCCCUUCUCCCCCACCCCAACUUACUCAACUUACCGCAUUUUCUCCUACCCCGCUAUGCCAAUUUACACCAAUCUCCCCUACGCCACCACCCCAACUAAUCCUGUCCUAGCCCACCCUUGCCACCCCACCUUACCCUGUUCUCCCAGUGCCAUGCGAUCCCACUCUCCCCAUAUUGUACUUCUGUUUUUCGGUGACAGCUGUGCAGAACGUACCAGAAUAAGUAGUUAAAAAGUGCACAAUGAUUGCAUAAUGUCUACUGUAAAUUUGAUUUAAUC